Messenger RNA from Temnothorax curvispinosus, 1448 nucleotides. Its product is annotated as transmembrane emp24 domain-containing protein 7-like. The record is from RefSeq and is a predicted model, not a curated record. NCBI's taxonomy places the organism in Eukaryota, Metazoa, Arthropoda, Insecta, Hymenoptera, Formicidae. The transcript has 3 exons. Bases 206 to 835 code for a protein of 209 amino acids. Gene Ontology annotation, biological process: Golgi organization; intracellular protein transport; endoplasmic reticulum to Golgi vesicle-mediated transport. Gene Ontology annotation, cellular component: endoplasmic reticulum-Golgi intermediate compartment; Golgi apparatus; COPII-coated ER to Golgi transport vesicle.
CACGUUAAAAUAGCUCGUUUGCGACUUUUGCGAGAGAUCGUCGGGGUGCCGCCGGGAAAAGAAGUAGAAAACGGUCGCGCGUUCUCGUCCGAAUUUUCUUCAGUUUCGAGGCUGGUCUUAAAUGUGCGCGCAGUGCGCGGAUCAGUGACGCCGGACGCGGCAGCGCGUGAGCGUCGUCGACGAACAAACGAAAAACCAACCAAGAAUGGAUUGCUGGUCGGUCUGGCUAUUGCUCGUCUCGCUACUCGGCGCACUCCUGCUUACGGGCGGCGUCGAGUUAACCUUCGAGCUAGCCGACAAUGCCAAAGAGUGUUUUUACCAGGAGAUCGAGAAGAACGUUUCGUCUACGCUGGAGUUUCAGGUGGUUACAGGUGGCCAGUAUGAUGUAGAUGUGACUUUAGAAGCUCCAAAUAAAGAGAUUAUCUAUAGCCAAGUAAAAACGCAAUUUGAUUCACACUCCUUUAUACCAACCAUGUCAGGAAUUUACAAGGCUUGCUUCAGCAAUGAGUUUUCUACAUACUCGCACAAGCUGGUGUAUAUGGAUUUCCAAGUGGGCGACGAACUGCCGCUUCCUGGUCUCGGAGAACAUGUUACAGUCAUGACUCAGAUGGAGUCUUCCGCGCAAGAGGUGCACAAAAAUCUAAUCAGCAUCCUGGACUAUCAGACACAUCAUCGUCUGCGGGAAGCUCAAGGUCGCAAACGCGCGGAGGAGCUGAAUGAGCGAGUGCUCUGGUGGUCGGUAAUGGAGACCGUCUGCAUCCUGCUCAUCGCCGUGGGGCAGGUUUUCAUCCUGAAGAACUUCUUCACGGAUCGAAGCCCCUCCCAAAGUUAUUAGUGUGAUAGCGAAGUAACGGAAAAGGAAAAACUCGUUCGCGAUCGAGAUAUACGAUCACCGAUCGAAUCGUCCUCGUGCCAUCGUAAUGUCCACCGGUAAUGCUUUCCCGGCGGAACUUUGAGCCGCGAGUCUUCUCCGACAAUCGAGAAAGGAUUGUUGAGAGGAUUUUGCGAUUAGAAUCCAAAGAACCGGUGAGAAGCGCCAAGUGAUCCAGAUCCUCGUACGCCCUAUGAACGCGCGUAUCGUUCGCGGGUAUUAAUUUUUGCCGAGGCUUUAUCAUGCCGAGAACAUUUUAACACGGGUGCUGAUACAACACGGAAUGAUCAGAAAGACGAGUGCAACCGAUAGAACUCUUACAUCUUUCCUUUCCGAUGGACAUUCAUGUUGUACUUAUACUGGUACAGGGACAGUAUAAUGGAAAGGGACAUAAUGUUUUUUUCUUACUGUGAACGUGUAACAUAAUAAAUUAAAAAAGAUACUUGUGUGUACUCACGUCUACUCGUAUCGCCGAGCGAUCUGAUUAAUUCCCGUCUCUCGUUACUUGUCGCGCCUUUCGUUAUUUAUCUUAGGUAUCGGUAGAAAAGUUACUUAAAUAAAUGCAGUUGAUUAUUUA